CGGGGGGCACUCUGCGGCCGUGCCCACCUCCUGGCCUUAGGAUGUUGCUUCCUGCCGGCAGGCACGCGUAGCAGUCCGAGAUGGCUCCAGACAUGUGGUUCUUCCUCGUGAUCGCUGGAUGGCUGAUGCCAACCCUCUCAGGUGACCCGUCUCCAACUCCAUCUGGCCUGCCCAACACCAGCAGUGCACAGAGCCAGACCUUGGAGCCAGGGGCGCUGCUCCGGGUCCGCCUGGCGAACGGGAGCAGCCGCUGCAGCGGGACGGUGGAGGUGCGGCUCGGGGCGGCCUGGGAGCCCGCGUGCGGGGCGCCCUGGGACCGGCGCGCCGCCGAGGCCGUGUGCCGCGCGCUGGGCUGCGGCCGCCCGGGCGCGACCGUGCAGCCCGCAACGCUCCCCCCGGAGCUGCCGCCAGGUCCCGCCGCGGGCAACGCCAGCGGGGCCCCGAACGCCACGCAGGCCCCGGCGCCCGCCGUCCUGUGCAACGGCACCGAGUGGAGGCUCUGCGAGGUGGUGGAGGGAGCGUGCAGCAGCGACGCGAGACCGGCCCAGGUCACCUGCUCAGAGAACCCUGAGCUGCGGUUAGUGGACGGUGGCAGCCCGUGUGCAGGCCGCGUGGAGAUGCUGGAGGAUGGCCAAUGGGGUUCGGUGUGCGAUGACACGUGGGACCUGGAGGAUGCCCACGUGGUGUGCCGGCAACUAAGUUGCGGCUGGGCUAUCCAGGCCCUGCCUGGCCUGCACUUCGCCCCUGGCCAAGGACCCAUCCACCGGGACCAGGUGAACUGCUCCGGGGCCGAGAGUUACCUGCAGGACUGCCCGGGGCAGCCAGGACACGGCUACUGUGGCCACAAGGAGGAUGCUGGCGUGGUGUGCUCAGAGCACCAGUCCUGGCGCCUGACCGGGGGCACUGACUCCUGCGAGGGGCAGGUGGAGGUCCACUUCCGCGGGGUCUGGAACACAGUGUGUGACAGUGAGUGGUACUCAGAGGAGGCCACAGUGCUCUGCCGGGCCUUGGGCUGUGGGACCGCGGCGGCCAGAGUGCCCAAGGGGCUGCCUCACUCGCUGUCGGGCAGGAUGUACUACUCGUGCGAGGGCACGGAGCCCACCCUCUCCGACUGUUUCUGGCGGUUCAACAACUCCAACCUCUGCAGGCAGUCGCAGGCAGCCAGGGUCCUCUGCUCAGGUUCCCGGAGUUUGCUCAAUCUGUCCUCUUCUGAGGCCCCUACGAGUGUUCAGCCGCUCACUGUAGAAUCUUCUGUGAUGGUGAACACAGAGGACUGGGAAUCUCGGGAGCUAAUGCUCCUCAUCCUCUGCAUCGUUCUGGGAGUUCUCCUCCUUGGCUCAUUCAUCACCAUAGCCUUCAUCUUCUUGAAAGUUAAAGGAAAAUAUGCCCUCCCCGUUAUGGCGAACCAUGAGCAUCUACCCACCACCACCCCAGCCGGGAUCAAUAGUUAUCAAGAUGUCCCCAUCACCAUCUCCACCAAAGAAGUUCCCAAUCUGCCCGUCCAGGUCCAGAACCCGCCCCCCGAGGACUCGGACUCCAGCUUGGACUCAGACUAUGAACCCUAUGACUUCAGCGCCCAGCCUCCCGUGGCCCUGACUACCUUCUACAACUCCCAGCGGCACCGGCCCACAGAUGAGGAGAUCCAGCAGAGCAGGUUCCAGAUGCCCCCCUUGGAGGAAGGACUUGAAGAGAUGCAUGCCUCCCAGGUCCCCCCUGCCAACCCUGGACACUGCAUCGCUGACGCCCCCUCCCUGGGCCCUCAGCACCACCCGAGGACCAAGAGCGGGUCCAGCACAUCCUCCGGGGAGGGCUACUGCAAUAACCCCAGCGGCAGGCUGCCUCUGUGGAACCCUCAGGCAUUUUCUGCAGAGAAGACACCCUUCCUGGAGCCGCCCCCCAACUUGGAGCUGGCAGGCUCCCAGACUACUUUUUCGGCAGGGCGCUCAGCGGAUGACAGCUCCAGCACCUCCUCCGGGGAGUGGUACCAGAACUUCCAGCCGCCGCCCCAGCCCCCUCCCGAGGAGCAGUUGGAGUAUCCAGCUCCCCCCAGUCCCCAGUCUGAAUCCACCAGCGAAGACUACGAUGACAUCGGAGCAGCCUAGACGGGGCCCAGCGAGGCAGCGGGGAGCUCCUUCCCACUGGACUGCACCUCUCCCACUCCCUUCUCCCACCCCAUCCUCCCAGACGCCCCCCAGGGGCUGAGAGGCCUCCCCCGGAGAGAGGAAGCUCCACACGCUGUAUGACCUCAGCCUCCAUCCGUCAGACAGAACCUCCUGGCCCAGCCUCUGACCCCUGCCCCGCACAGCAGCCCCGAGGUGGAGGGGGCUGCCUCGGAGAAGGAGUGAGCUCCCUGUCUCAGGGAUGAACAAGCCGAGUCUGGGCCACUUCUCAGCAGGCUGCAAGGAGGAAUCAGACUGGAUGACCCCCGCGGCCCUUCUGACCCUCCCUCGGGCGUCUGGUGCUUUGAUUCCCUGAGACUCAGAGAGCUCAGGGCCCAGAGGUACCACGAGGGGCAGAAAUGCCCUGUGCUGCCAGUGCUGCCCGGGAGGCCCCGCCUGCAGAGGCUGAUGCUGCUUUCGCUCUGACGGGGAUGCUGGGGCUGAGAGUGGCCCACCAGCCGACCCCGGCUCUGCUCAGGUUGGUAACCACAGCUGGGCAGGGAGUCCAGCCUCCCCAGGCACAGCCAGCCGACAGUGGGAGGGAUGCUGCCCCUCCCCACCACCAAGGGCCUGGGGCCCGAGGCCAGCCUCACCUCUAGAGACCCUCGGAGCCCACCAGGGGCACAGCCCUGUUCUGCAGAGACUGCCCCUGGACUGCAGAUCCUUAUUCUGAGCUUCCUACGGUUUGCAAAGAUUGUCCCAUCCAGGCCCCUCACAGACCCAGAAUGGGGUCCAGUCCCUGUCGUGGCAGAAGCACAGCGAUGUCUGCAGGAGGGGCCCAGAGUCUCCACUAGGCUCCGAGGCCCCAUCCGUCUGCUUGGGUCCGUGGGAGCCUCCCAGCCAAACGCGUGAAGAUGCCAUGUUGCACCUGGAGGCGGAAACCUGUCCGGGCCGCCUCCAGAGAGAGGCCCAGGGCUCAGGGCCAGCUUCCGGUGUCCUGUUCUCAGCAUCCGGGGAUUAAACUAA
Equus quagga is the source of this 3125-nucleotide messenger RNA. It is a transcript of the gene CD6, whose product is annotated as CD6 molecule. The coding region runs from base 81 to 2102 and encodes 673 amino acids. The transcript has 13 exons. The record is from RefSeq and is a predicted model, not a curated record. Gene Ontology annotation, cellular component: membrane. NCBI's taxonomy places the organism in Eukaryota, Metazoa, Chordata, Mammalia, Perissodactyla, Equidae.